CAUCGAUCACUCUCGUUUUCACAAUCGCUGCCGCCGCCGCCGGAGACUUCACGGUCUUCUUUGACUCUACUGUUUCGUACUAGUUUGACUAAUUUUCUCAAUAUCGUCAAACUCAGUGCGUGUAUGAUGAAUACACCUGUGAGUUAUCCUAAGACAGUUUAACAAUCAUAUAAGAGGAAGUGGAAACGUCGAUUGUGAUCGGAGAUAGAAGGAAAUAUAUUAUUGAAACAUCGAAACACAAAGGAGAUAGACCUUGAUGCUGGUUUGAUUCGGAGAGAUUUGAUUGAUUGGUGAUCUGUUUGCUGAUAACUGUGUUGUGUUUUCCGAUAGUUCCAGUUAUAGUUUCAUCGGAUUCUGGAGAAUUUCAUCCUCUGUUUGUAUUAAUCCUGUAAUUCCAUUCGAGUGAAAAAAAUUUGUGAUCGUAAUUUGAAAUCGGAAGAGAUGGAAAACAAGCAAUUGUUCAUGUCUGCGUUGAGCGUGGGAAUAGGAGUAGGAGUUGGAAUUGGAAUGGGGAAGACAGUGAGUAGGUGGACCGGUGGUGGUGAUGAUUCAUCAGGAAACGGACUCACUCCACAAACAAUGGAGCGUGAGAUGCUUAGUAUGAUCGUCGAUGGCAAAGACAGCAAAAUCACCUUCGACCAAUUUCCCUAUUACCUAAGCGAGCAGACAAGGGUUUUACUUACAAGUGCCGCUUUUGUUUAUCUGAAGAACAUCGAUUUUUCCAAGCACACAAGAAACCUUUCUCCAGCAAGUCGAACUAUAUUGUUAUCAGGGCCUGCAGAGCUUUAUCAGCAAAUGCUUGCCAAGGCUUUGGCUCAUUAUUUUGAAGCCAAGUUGUUGUUGCUAGAUGUCAAUGAUUUUUCACUUAAGGUCCAGAGCAAAUAUGGUGCUUCCUCCAAAGAUACUACCUUCAAAAGAUCCACUUCAGAAACAACCUUGGGGCGAAUGUCAGACUUAUUUGAAUCAACCAUGUCUAUGUUUCAAUCCAAACAGGAAAUAAAAGGGACAUUACGUAGACAGAGCAGUGUUUCUGAUUUUGGAUCAAGGGGGACUGAAUCUUUCUCAAGUACUCCAAAUCUUCGGAGAAACGCAUCUUCAUCAGCUAAUAUUGACGAGCUUGCUUCAAAAUCUACUCCACCAAAUCCAGCUCCACUUAGGCGCACAAGCAGUUUGUCUUUUGAUGAGAAACUUUUUGUACAAACCUUGUACAAGGUUCUUACUUUCAUAUCCAAGAACAGUCCUAUCGUGUUAUACCUUAGAGACAUCGAGAAGCUUCUAUGCAGAUCCCAAAAGUUAUACACUUUAUUCCAGAAAAUGUUAAAAAGAAUUUCUGGACCUGUACUGAUACUUGGGUCACAAGUUAUUGACUCUGAGAAAGAUUACAGAGACUUAGACGAGAGGAUUACUUCUGUGUUCCCAUACAACAUUGAAAUCAAACCUCCUCACGAAGAAAACCAUCUUGUGAGUUGGAAAAGUCAACUUGAAGAAGAUAUGAAGAUGAUCCAGUUUCAAGAUAACAGAAAUCAUAUCAGUGAAGUUCUUGCUGCCAAUGAUCUUGACUGUGAUGAUCUUGCUUCUAUUUGUGUGGCUGACACAAUUGAUCUUAGCAACUACAUUGAGGAAAUCGUGGUUUCAGCUAUCUCAUAUCAUCUCACACAUACCAAGAAUCCAGAGUAUAGAAAUGGAAAACUAGUCAUUUCUUCUACAAGUUUGUCUCAUGGGUUGAGCCUGUUCCAGGAAGGUAAAUCUGUUAAGAAGGAGACCUCAACCUCAAAGGAUACAGUUGUGAAAGAUUCUGUUGUCCCAAAACCAGAAACCAAAGCUGAAAGCACGAGUGGUCCUAAUGAAGCAGAAGCUUCUUCAGCUCCUAAGAAUGCUGAUAAUGUCACCCCAACACCUAAAGCUCCCGAAGUUCCUGCUGAUAACGAAUUUGAGAAGCGAAUAAGACCAGAAGUGAUACCCGCAAGUGAAAUCGGGGUUACAUUUUCUGACAUUGGUGCAUUAGAUGACAUUAAAGAUUCACUUCAAGAACUGGUGAUGUUACCUUUAAGAAGACCCGAUUUGUUCAUCGGAGGACUUUUGAAGCCAUGCAGAGGGAUAUUACUAUUUGGCCCUCCUGGAACAGGGAAAACCAUGCUUGCUAAAGCAAUUGCCAACGAGGCUGGAGCAAGUUUCAUCAAUGUUUCAAUGUCCACCAUUACUUCAAAAUGGUUUGGUGAAGAUGAAAAGAAUGUUAGAGCUUUGUUUACACUUGCAGCUAAAGUGUCGCCUACUAUUAUAUUUGUUGAUGAGGUGGAUAGUAUGCUUGGUCAAAGGUCAAGAGCUGGAGAACAUGAAGCCAUGAGGAAGAUUAAGAAUGAGUUUAUGACUCAUUGGGAUGGGUUGUUGACUAAACCAGGUGAAAGGAUUCUUGUUCUUGCUGCUACUAAUCGCCCUUUUGACCUUGAUGAGGCUAUUAUCAGACGUUUUGAGCGAAGGAUAAUGGUGGGGUUACCAUCGGUGGAAAAUAGGGAAAAGAUAUUGAAGACUCUUUUGGGAAAAGAAGAGAUUGAUGAAGGAUUGAACUUUGGUGAACUUGCUACUAUGACUGAAGGAUAUACUGGAAGUGAUCUGAAGAAUCUGUGUACGACUGCAGCUUAUCGACCAGUUAGGGAGCUGAUACAGCAAGAAAGAUUGAAGGAUAUUGAGAAAAAACUGAGAGCUGAGAGGGGAGAGGGGCCUCAAUCUCCAGAAGAAGUUACAAAGGAGAAGGUGAUUAGUAUUAGGCCACUAAACAUGGAGGACUUUAGGGAAGCCAAGAAUCAGGUGGCGGCUAGUUUUGCAUCGGAAGGGUCAAUAAUGGGCGAACUGAAGCAAUGGAACGAGCAAUAUGGUGAGGGGGGUUCAAGGAAAAAGGAGCAAUUAUCAUAUUUCCUCUAAUAAACUCACUUUCACUUUCACUAUCACCUAAUUAAAAAAGUAUCAUGUCACUAAUCCCCCUCCAUAUGAAAUAUGAACCACCCAAUAAAGGAUCCAUCCAUCAAUCACUCUACUCAUGUACGUUGUAGCCACCCACCAUACAAAAACAUCAACAUCAAGGGGCUCGGUUUGUACCAUAACUGUGGGUCUGUUUGAGGGGGCAGGUCACAGGUGGGUGGCUUACAAUUAUAUGAGUGAUCCUGUUCCUGUUCCUGUUCCUGGACUUUUGUGUGUUGUGUUGUACCAUUUGUUUUGUCUUGUUGUUUCCCACCCAUACAGUUAGUUACACAAUAUUUGUUUGAUUUUUAUUCUCGAAAUAGUGUGUGCGCUUGUGUUGUAUGUACGAUAUUUCCUUUUUCUAGUGGAUGUUGC
This is a messenger RNA of Lactuca virosa, 3330 nucleotides long. NCBI's taxonomy places the organism in Eukaryota, Viridiplantae, Streptophyta, Magnoliopsida, Asterales, Asteraceae. The record is from the annotation of a GenBank genome assembly.